AUGGGAGCUUUGACCAGCAGACAGAACGCAGGAGUGGAAGAGGUCGAUAUACCGUCCACCUCGGUGUACCGCUAUCCACCUAAAUCUGGAAGUUAUUUUGCUAGCCACUUCAUCAUGGGCGGGGAGAAGUUUGACUCCACCCACCCCGAGGGAUACCUGUUCGGAGAGAACACCGACCUCAACUUUCUGGGAACCAGACCAGUGGUGUUCCCCUAUGCAGCCCCGCCACCUCAGGAGCCAGUGAAGACGCUACGAAGCCUUAUAAACAUCCGUAAGGAUACGCUGAGGCUUGUACGGUGUAGUGACGGCCUGAAGCUGCCAGGGGAGGAAGUGGCAGGGAAAAGCAAAGCCUGUUACAGCAUAGAGUUCACCUUCGAUGCUGACACACAGGUGGCCAUCACCAUCUACUAUCAAGCUAUAGAGGAGUUCCACAACGGAGUGCCAAUUUACCUUCCCCAGGACAGCUCUCUCCAGUCAGAAAUGGUGCACUUUAAGAGAGGAGUCUGUCAGCAGUUCUGUCUGUCCUCGCACUCCGUCAACCUGUCAGAGUGGGCCGAUGAGGAGUUGCUGUUUGACAUGGAUAAGGAUGUGUUUCCCAUGGUCAUUCAAGCGACAGUAGACGAGGGGGAAGAUCACAUGGGUCACUCCCAUGUCCUCCUGGCCACCUUUGAAAAGCACAUGGAUGGAAGCUACUGUGUCAAACCUCUGAAGCAGAAACAAGUGGUAGAUGGAGUGAGUUACCUUCUUCAGGAGAUCUACGGCAUCGAGAACAAGUACAAUAGCCAAGAAUCAAAGGUUGUGGAUGAUGAGAUCAGUGAUAACAGUGCGGAGUGUGUGGUGUGUCUGUCGGACGUCCGCGACACACUCAUCCUGCCCUGCAGACACCUGUGUCUCUGCAAUGCCUGCGCCGACACACUCCGCUACCAGGCCAACUGUUGCCCCAUCUGCAGACUGCCGUUCCGGGCACUGCUGCAGAUCCGAGCAAUGAGGAAGAAGCUGAGUCCUCUCUCUCAUGCCAGAUUUAACCCCGUCAUCACCUCCCAGACCUCUGACUCAGAGGAACACUCGGUGUCGGAUCACAUUCCCCCAGGGUAUGAGGUCGUGUCCCUCCUGGAGGCUCUGAACGGGCCCCUGAGCGUGUCUCCCUCUGCCCCCCCUCUGCAGGACCUCUCUGGGGGCCACAUCUCGGGGACCCUGCCCCCCUACAGCAGUGAGACCCACCCCGCCCCGGCACACUCCAUGUCCCCCCUGGACCACUCCAACUCAAGCCAGGGACUCAAACUGAAGAAGAGCGGCUCCAAGUCUCCCCCCCAGAAUUCUUCGGUGCUGCCAGGGGAGGAGGGAAAGAAGUCACAACACAGUGAAUCAGAGGUUCAGGCCUGCCGCCGGAAACAACAACUUGAGAGUGGUGUAACUUUAGAGAGUGGGCGGAGCAGGUGUCCAGAGUUGGCCAAUAACAAUCACGCCCUCUGCGACACACCCUGUUUGGGGGGGCUGGACAAUGAGCAGGUUCCCGACUGCCGAUUCGCCGGUCUGAUGUAUCUGGGAGGAUAUAAGCCAGUGUUGGAGCCCCUCUCCCACCAUGCCUCCACCAGUAAUAUCAACCUGGAGGAGCAGGGGGUGGAGACAAUGGACAGUCAGAGUACCAAACACAUACCUCCCACACCACGCCGCUGA
Salvelinus namaycush (lake trout) is the source of this 1677-nucleotide messenger RNA. RefSeq names its product ring finger protein 157 (gene rnf157). Gene Ontology annotation, molecular function: ubiquitin protein ligase activity. Gene Ontology annotation, biological process: protein ubiquitination. Gene Ontology annotation, cellular component: cytoplasm. NCBI's taxonomy places the organism in Eukaryota, Metazoa, Chordata, Actinopteri, Salmoniformes, Salmonidae. The transcript has 15 exons. Bases 1 to 1677 code for a protein of 558 amino acids. The record is from RefSeq and is a predicted model, not a curated record.